Molecule: messenger RNA, 2229 nt
Organism: Penicillium diatomitis
Lineage: Eukaryota; Fungi; Ascomycota; Eurotiomycetes; Eurotiales; Aspergillaceae
Product: ubiquitin carboxyl-terminal hydrolase
Exons: 3
Coding region: 1-2229 (742 amino acids)
Biological process (GO): protein deubiquitination
Cellular component (GO): cytosol; nucleus
Molecular function (GO): cysteine-type deubiquitinase activity; cysteine-type endopeptidase activity
Source: RefSeq, a predicted model, not a curated record
AUGUCUGUAAUGUCGCUGGGGGAAGCGCCCAGGAUCACCAUCACGAGCGGCGUCCCUGGUCCAGAGCGACUGGAUUACACAAGAACGCUCAAAACUCGUCUUGGUUUCACAAACGAGGACAAUCUGACCUGCUAUCGCAAUGUGAUCCUGCAAGUCCUCUUCCAUCUGCCCGUCUUCGUCAAUUGGAUCCAGGUGUGCGUCUCGUCGCACGUCAACCCCGACGGAGAGUGCUUCCGUGUGCGCAAAAACAACGAUGGAGUCAUUCUCCGCCCAUGCAAAAUAUGCCUGUUGUUCAACCUGUAUGAGGCAUUCUGGCAACCGGACUGCGCUCAGAAUGACUUGACACGCCACAUGACCAAGUUCUGGGGCUCGGUCAUGGAUGACUGGAUGGCCAAGAAGCAGCCGGAAGACAAGCAAGAGGGUCAGGAGGAUACUGCAGACUUUAUGCAGGAGGUUCUCAGUCAGCUUGGGCAAAGCCUCCCGAGAAUUCACUUGAGACUACUCGAUAAUAUCUUCUCGCUUGUCGACAAUGAAUUGCACAUGUGUGACGGGGUCGACGGGUGUGGGUGUAGCAAGGUGACUGAAUCGACCCAUCAAUAUGUGGACGUCCACUUCACCAAGCCCAAAGAAGCUGGCUUUGAAUCUCUCGCGACACUGGUUGAGAACGAGUUCGCCAGACGUACGAUCGACAAGAAAUGCAGUGUCUGCCAAGCCAAGACUACAAAGGUCGAAUUCACUAUCAAACAGGCACCUGAAGUGCUCUUCGUUCGAGUCAACCGCGUCCAAUAUACGCUUGACAAGGGCGAAUUCAAAACCAGUAAACUCAACAAAGAGCUCCUCGUCCCCUCGCAAUUGAUCAUCAAGAAAGCUUGGCUUGAUCCACGCAUCGGCUUCGCCCGAGCGGAUAUCCCUUAUGAACUUUUGGCCGUGCAGAUGCACCGCGGCACCUUGACAACCGAGGGCCACUACACUGCGGCGGUCAAGGAAACAGAUGGCAGCUGGACUUAUGCCAACGACACCAUCAUCUCCCAGUACAGCUCCUUUGACCAGAUGGCCAACUCAAAGCCAUUCCGCAGCGAGGCUUAUAUCCUUGCAUUCCAGCGCCAUCCCCUAAUCACCAGAGGUCCGGAUGUCAGCCUGGCAGCCUCUUUGACCCAGCAAGAGUAUAGCUUCGAGGCAGCCACCGCGGUUUCAAAAAAGAGACAGAACCGCCGCUCUGAUCCUCUCAGUCCCUCUUUUUCAUUCGGUGGAGUAGCAAGGACCUGUCGCCCUCCAGACGGUAUUUCGCAGCAAAUACAUCAUGGAGUCAAGAUCACCCGCCAGGGCCCAGGUCUUCCACCAGAAGUCCUUCAGAACACUGGAAUGACCCAGGCUGAAGUGGAAGUCCACGCCGCCAAAUUCCGUCAGUACUUGGAAGAACAAAAACAAGCAGUCAUCAAUCAACAAUCUGCUUUGAUCCAGGGCUCGAAAAGCCGCCCUCCGGCAUUCAAUAUCCCCAAUCAACCUCCGUCUGGUGCCACAAAGACAACUGUGAAUCAACAGACACAAAUCCCGCAAGUCCUGCCCCCCUCGUCUGUUACAAAGCCUGAGCCUCCCCAGCCUUCUCAGCCAGAAAGAGGUUGGUAUGAUCGGCCGCACAUUGAUUACAAGGUCCCGGACAGUGACAGAGAGAUCCUUUGUGCGCAUAAAGACAGAGGUUUGCUUGAAAUCACCCAUCGGGACCACAAUGGCCAUAUCAAAAUGCAGGUGUUUAUGAGAGGAAUGAUGUGGGAUGGUCUCAAGGAGAUACCUCCGCCUACCAUGAGGCCUGAUCGACUGAAUGCAAAGCUAAGACAAGACAGGCUUGACUGGCUGAAGACUCAUGGUGCCCCGCUGCCGUUGCAUCUGGCUCGACUGACUGAUAAGAAUGCGCAUGAGUGGCAUGCGGCUCAGAGGCAGAGGGCCCAACAGCCGGUCGCCCAGGUGCAGGCGGUCCCGAAAAAGGCUGCUCUGAUCAGGACGACUCGAAUGGCGCAAGGGAAAAAACGUCCUUCCAGUGUGGCCACUCUGCGCAGAAAACGGGCCUACAAGGCCGUCUCUAUCCCUCGCAAGCGACGUCGAGUGAUCAAAGAGGCAGAGAGUGGAACCGAAGUUGGGGAGGACAACACGGAGAUUGAGGAUCCGGUCUUGUCGGAGGCUGAAGAGAGGGAAGACGACGAGGAAAAGUCCGGGAGGAGAGCACGCAGAUAA